UUGGUCAUUCCGCCCCUGUCGUCCGAGAAGUUUUUGCUCGCCAUUGGACAAUCAGGGCGGCAUACCCCUUCCUUCUUCUAAGCUAUUCCUUCUUCCUCCCUCCUAUUCCCCUGCUCUGCCCUUUUUGUCUCUGCGCCUUUGUUGUGCUUCCUACCUUUUUCUCAGCAAUUUGCAGCCUUCUCUUUGCACCCCACCGGACACCUCUUCCCCCGUAAAAAGAGCUGAAGUUCUUUACUCUUGCCCAACAUGGCGUCGGCUUCCGUCUACUACCGCUUCAAGUCCCAAAAGGAGCCGUCGCGCAUCACCUUUGACGGCACGGGCAUCAGCGUCUGGGACCUCAAGCGCGAAAUCAUCCUGCAGAACAAGAUGGGAAAGGGCAUCGACUUUGACCUGGCCGUGUACAAUCAGGACACUGAAGAUGAGUACAAGGACGACAACUUCUUCAUCCCAAGGUCGUCGCAGGUCAUAGUCCGCCGGUUGCCACCCUCGAAACCGGGCCGGGGCACCGCGGCCAACUACAUCGCCGAUCUCCAGGCAGCCGCUGCGGCCAAUGCGAUGGCGGCAGAUGUCAGAGCGGCGGGCAUUCCUGCUGGCGCACCGGGAGCAGCUGCAGGCAGCGCUGGGCCCAUGGACCGGCGAGGGCCGAUGUACCGGGGCCAGAUGAGCAUGCGUUUCGACGGCAGAGAUGCCAGCGUUUCGGCCACACCAGGGCCGUCGUCUGCAGCACCAGCGCCCGUUCAGGCGCUGUCGACGGACCAGGAUGGAGAUGAGGCGGCCAGGAUUGCGGCCAUGUUCCAGGCCACGACGGAGCAGUGGGACGAGACGCAGGAGCGCAUGGCUCACGCCACCUAUCGCGAGCGCGGCGGCGCUCCUCGAAGAGGCGGUCCGCCUCGACCGAUGACUGGCCAGCACCACGCUGCCGCCCAACACCAGGUCUCGGACCGCCCCCCGCCGAUCGGCUACACCUGCUUUCGCUGCUACAAAAAGGGCCACUGGAUCCAUGACUGCCCGACCAAUGACGACCGCGAGUUUGACAACAAGCCCCGGCUGAAGCGGACGACGGGCAUUCCCAAGAGCAUGCUCAAGACCGUCGAGGCGCCCACCGAUGAGAUGCGCAGCCAAGGCCUGAUGAUUACCCCCGAUGGAAGCUACGUCAUUGCUCAGGUCGAUGAGGCCGAGUGGGAGCGGAAUAGAGCCCAGGCAAAGGUCCUGACGCGUUCCGACGUGUACCAGAGCGUGCCCUCGGACUCAUCGUUGGCUUGUCCGCUCUGCUCCAAGGUGAUUCGGGAUGCCGUCAAGACGCCAUGCUGCUCGACGACGUUUUGCGAAGAGUGCAUCCAGACGCACCUCCUGGACAAUGACUUUACGUGCGCAGAGUGCGAGAAGCGCAUCGCUGACCUUGGCGAGCUGCAGAGGGACGACGAGAAGCGGAAGGCGGUGCGGGAGUACAUCGACAGCGAGAUUGAGAAGAGUGAGAGGAAAGCCGAAGACAUGGAGCGGGAGAAGGAGGAAAAGGAAAACGGCGGGGUCGCCAAGAGCGAGGAGGAGGGCAAUGGUGUCGAUGGCGGAGAUCAAGAUGAGCAGGACGCUGGAAAGGAGGGGACGGACGGCGAGGUCAAGAAGGAAGAUGGCGAAGAGGACAAGAAACCGGUGCAGCCCCACGGCCUUCCGCAGAAGCCGGCCGAGGCGAGCAUGGGACAAUCGAGCGAGAACAACGAGGGCGAGGAUGAAGGAAACAGCCAGGGCGACGACAAGGCGCAGCAACAGUGGAAUCCGAGGGCUGCUCAGCAGAUCAUGAUGAUGCUCAUGAACCCUCAACUGCCGCCACCGAUGCGCAUGCAGCUCCAGAUGCAGCUCCAGAUCAUGCGCGCACAAUUCCUUCAGGUCACGGGCACCAACAACCAAGGCGCCAAGAAGGAGCAGGGGGCCAUGUCGAACGGGAACGGUGGUGGCAAUCCGUUUGCAGGUCAGCACAUGGGCGGCUUCGGUGCUAUGGGUAUGCCACCCAUGCCUAUGGGCGGCAUGGGGAUGGGAAUGGGCAUGAUGGGGAUGGGCAUGAACGGUAUGAACGGCAUGGGUGGCAUGGGCAUGGGUGGCAUGAACCCUUGGGCUUCGUUCCAGCAGGCCAAUGCCAAUGGGAAUGGCGGGCAGGGACAUUUCAAUCCUCGAGUGCCCCCUCCCACAAACGAGGAGAGCGCCUACAUGCGCCUGCCUGUCAAUCAAAACAAACGAGUCCAGGGUCAGAAGAGGGAGCGGCCCACGGACUUUUUGGAACUGGGCGCAUCCGACAAGCAACCUCGGUAUUAGUUGACUCCCUCUCUCGCAUCUGUACUUGUAUCCAGGACUCUUUGUGUCAUCAUCAGAUGGACAGACUUGGUCAAUAUUGCAUCUUCAAUCGUUCUUCACGACCUCUCCCGUUGUGACCGUGCUCACUUGCGUUCUCGUCG
Molecule: messenger RNA, 2447 nt
Organism: Acaromyces ingoldii
Lineage: Eukaryota; Fungi; Basidiomycota; Exobasidiomycetes; Exobasidiales; Cryptobasidiaceae
Product: DWNN-domain-containing protein
Exons: 3
Coding region: 247-2307 (686 amino acids)
Biological process (GO): mRNA processing; protein ubiquitination; ubiquitin-dependent protein catabolic process
Cellular component (GO): nucleus
Molecular function (GO): nucleic acid binding; ubiquitin protein ligase activity; zinc ion binding
Source: RefSeq, a predicted model, not a curated record